Lycium barbarum (goji berry) is the source of this 4327-nucleotide messenger RNA. RefSeq lists its product as uncharacterized. The transcript has 11 exons. Lineage: Eukaryota; Viridiplantae; Streptophyta; Magnoliopsida; Solanales; Solanaceae. Bases 2858 to 3970 code for a protein of 370 amino acids. The record is from RefSeq and is a predicted model, not a curated record.
UCGACCUCACUUUUUGGUCGAAAAAAAAAUCGACCAUAUGAGGUCGAAAUUUUCAAUUUUUUUUUUUUUUGGAUUUCGACCUCAAGUGGUCGAUAUUUAAACGGGAAUAAAAUUUCGACCGCAUGAGGUCGAAAUUUAUUUUUGUACAAAUAAUAAAUGAAAAAAAAAACAUUUUAAAAAAAUUAAAUUAUAUAAAUAAAAAAAUUAAUUAAAAAAAAUAUAUUUCGACCGCAAUUAACUCUAAUUUGAUCAAAACUGACUUAAUUAUUUCGACCGCACGCGAUCGAAAUAAUAAAGUUGAAAAAUUUAAUAUACUCCCCCAAACUUCAAUCGUGCAAUUCUCACCCCCAACUAUACCAAAACCUAAUUAUACUAUAACUCCCACACCCCUACCCCGCCGCUGACGCUCCAUCACCACCACACCCCUCCCCGCCACUGACGCUCCAUCCCCACCACUGCCUGUCCUCCAUCGCCGCCCUUGCUGUCCGCCGCCACUAAAGGAUGUUGUUCGGGUGGAUGACAGCCGGAAAGUUAGCAUGUCCUCACUGCAUGGAGAAUACUAAGUCCUUCACUUUAAAAAAUGGUUAAAAAACGGCAAAAAAAAUUCAUGGUUUGAUUGUCACCGCCGGUUCUUGCUGAUGGAUCACCCCUUUAGGAGAAUGAAAAAUGCAUUCAAGAAGAAUACAAUUGAACAAGAUUGUCCACCUCCAAUACUGUCUGGUGAGGAUAUCUGGGAGAGAGUUCAGAACCUCCCAAAGGUUACUGAAGAAGAACCGUACAUGUUUGAAGGGUAUGGGGUUUACUAUAACUGGACAAAACAGAGCAUAUUUUGGGAGUUUCCAUAUUGGAAGGAUAAUCUUCUUCGACAUAAUCUUGAUGUCAUGCACAUUGAAAAAAAUUACUUUGAUAAUUUGUUUCACACAGUGAUGGAUGCGAAGGACAAGACCAAAGAUAAUGUUAAGGCUAGAAUAGACUUUCCUGAGUAUUGUCAACGAAAAGAGUUAGAGUUGCAGCCGAAAUAAAACAGGUUCUUCAAGCCUAAGGCUAAGCUAUUCUUUCACAACCGAGUAGAAGCGUAAGAUUUGUGAGUGGUUCAGGGACUUGAAGACGCCAGAUGGGCAUGCAUCAAAUUUUAGAACACGUGUUGAUCUGGACCAAGGGAUGAAAAGUCAUGACUGUCACGUUUUCAUGGAAACCUUACUCCCAAUUGCAUUUAGUGGCUUGCCUGAACGAAUCUGGAAACCUCUGACAGAAAUUAGUUUGUUCUUCAAAGACUUGUGUUCCAGUACGUUGAGGGAAGAUAACCUUUCUCGGAUGGAUUAUAAUAUUCCUGUUAUCACAAACAAGUUGGAGAAGAUUCUUCCUCCGGGGUUCUUUGAUGUGAUGGAACAUGUUGCCGUUCACCUUGUAUACGAAGCCCGACUCGGAGGCCCAGUACAAUAUAGGUGGAUGUAUCCUUUCAAGAGAAAUGCAGGUGUUUUGGUAAGUUAAAAAGGGCUAUCAAACAGAAAUCGAAAGUGGAAGGCUCAAUGUGCGAAGUUUACCUUGCCAAGUAAACGUCCCAUUUCUGUUCUUACUACUCUGGGAACGAUGUGGCUUGUUUGAGAAACAGGCCUAAUCGACACUAUGAUAGGGGUGUGAAUAAUUCUUUGCUGAAGCCGAUAUCGAUAUUUAAUCGACUAGGUGAUGGGUCAAAAAGACGUGUGAGACCAUUGAAUCAAAUGGAGGAUAAAUCAGCAUCCACACAUAUUUUGUUAAAUUGCCCAGAAGUUCAACCUUAUUAUGAUCUCUUUGUGGAGAUACAUGGCCAAGAAAAAUUGUACGACCAAUUUGCAACGUGGUUUAACAAUUACGUUCACAAUACACCUUGUGGUUUUUAUGAACAAUUUUUGAAGGACUUAUCUUGGGGACCCAUUGGUACCGAUUGUAUGGACAAAUAUGUGAUUAAUGGUUUCAAAUUUAAUACCCGAGAAUGUGCUAACCAUAUGAAAACUAAUAACAGUGGUGUGUGGGUUAAACGUGCUGAUGGUGUUGAUUUUUUUGGUGUAAUCGAAGAGAUUUUAGAAUUAGAGUAUUCUGGUUGGCCAAGAAAAAAAUUGUUUUGUUUCGGUGCAACUGUUUUGAUCGAACCCCAAAAAGAGGUACGAGGGUAUUGAAAGAUUCUAAUAUCAUUGAAGUAAAGCACAUGCGGAGGUAUGCAGCUUAUGAUCCUUUCGUCAUUGCACAUACCGUUAAGCAGGUGUACUAUGUCCCUUAUCCAUUGCGACUAGAUAAGUCAGAUUGGUGGGUGGUUAUUAAAACCAAGCCUAUUGGUCGUGUGGAAGUUGAGAAUGAUCUGCCUACUGCCUUUCAGAAUGACGACACAGCACACAUUAACCAAAUAGUCGACCCUGAGUUAGAAACUGAACUGAAGCAUGCACUGAAAGCAACUUCAGCUAUCUGCAAUCAGCACAUUCACAAAAGCAGCUGAAAUUCCAUAUUGCAGAAGCUGUUUAUUUUUUGGGACAAGCAUAUUCAGAUGGCGGGUGGUAAUAGGGGCAAGGCUAUUACUAGAGCCCCGAAAAAGUCAAAAAAGAAGCCUCCGUUUAUACCACCAGAGGGCCUAGUUCCCCGUACCCUUAGGAUUCCUGGCAGAGAUCGAUCUCCACUCCCGUACCUCUCACCACGUGGCCGUCCAUUGCCACAUUAUGAGGACUUCAAUGGGUUGGCAUGGAGUCAGCCGACCAGUCAUGUGACAGGCCUAUUUUUUUGGCCUCAGGACCAAACAGAACCACAGAGUCGAACUCAGUCCCCUGGAACACCUCGCACUAUCUCACAUGGCCUCCUUGAUUAUUAUCAUGUAUCACAGUGAGCGAAUAUGAGCGGUACUCUGACUGCUACACCCAGCCCGACUACGUCACAGCCAUCGGCCUCAUAUAACCCAAAUGUUGUGAUGUCGGAGCCUCAAGAAAGUAGCUCUGAUUCUGACAAAGAAGCUCCCCGACCAGGAGACGUUGAGAUAGUUGAUGGGUAUGGUCGUCUCAUAAUCAAGCCAGUUGGAUACGGUUUUGAUGCAGCUUCUAUCCGUGCAAAGCAACUAAAAGGGUUUCGCAGUCAGUCAAAUCACUCUAUAGAGGCGCCAUUUCGUCUUGGGGCAAGGUGCCAGUGGAUCUGCUUUGAAGCAGAUGUUUGUAGAAUCCAGUGUUUUUGGAACCCCCAACAUGAGACACAAGUAGCGCAAAAUUUCGAGAAAAAGGCGGGGAAUAUACUUAAGCAUGCGUUAUGUAGAGCCCGUCAAAAAGUCUGGAAGCCUAAGUGGAUCACCAAAGAUAACGGGAAGAAACUGCUGCACUUCUGGGCAACUGAUCCGACGUUUUUGAAGCAAAGUGAAAAUGGGAUGAAGGCAAGGGCCUUAGAUAAGGGUGGAUUUCGACACAAUAGUGGGGCCACCAGCCAUGAGGACGUUAGGAUGAAGCUGACGCUCGAGAGGGGUCAGGAAGCACCUCAAGAUGAAGUCUUCAAGAUUACUCACGCAAGGAAGGCGAAGAACGCAGAUGGUACGGACCAACGGAUUGAGCCAAGGGCUCAGCAAACCUAUACCGAGUUUCAACAACACAAGUUGGAAUAUUGUGCCAAUCAGCUAGCCGGGACGUCGAUGACCAACGAGAUAAUUGAUCAGCAGUGGAUGGAGAAGGUAGCUCCCCCGACAAGGUAUGAGACAGUUUAUGGGAUGCCUAAUCGAGCCUGUCGUCAAUUCCCGUCGUUCCUUCAAGGCGUAGGUGCUACUUCUGAAGGGGCAGUGGAUCCUAAGGAGUACCAAGAAAUGAAGCAAAAAGUUACUCAACUGCCAAGUACACUUAGUGCCACGGAGGCAAGGAUGUUGCAUAUGCAGGCUCAAAUAGACAACUUACUCAAUUCGGGGCCCUCUCAUAUUCCCCCGUCUCCCGAGGAUGCUCGUAGGUCAAAGCCCAGUAGACGACGUAGGUCAUAGGCCAACGUAGUUCAUGCUCUUGUUGAUGAGGAUAGUGGGGAGGAUUCGGAUCAUGUCUCUAACACUCAACGUUGACUUUUUUGAUUCGUAUACUUUUGGAUUCUAAUAUUGCUAUGUUUUCUUUGAUAUGUAUAUGAUAUUUGAUUGUAGUUUUAAUUCGAAUUAGAUGCACUUUUGGAGGUGAAUUUGACUGUAGAAAGUAGUUUAUGGUUGUUUAACUUUACGAUGUUUAAGUGUUUGAAUGUAGUUUUAAGGAUAUUUAGAAGUACUUUGAAUUUGAAUGUGAAUGUGUUGUAAUGUCGCAUUGUUGAUGAAUUGGAUGUGUUGUAGAAUAAUGUUGAUUUGGUUGAAUUGGCA